Caenorhabditis elegans is the source of this 659-nucleotide messenger RNA. RefSeq names its product ShKT domain-containing protein (gene E04D5.4). NCBI's taxonomy places the organism in Eukaryota, Metazoa, Nematoda, Chromadorea, Rhabditida, Rhabditidae. The transcript has 6 exons. The record is from RefSeq and is marked reviewed. The coding region runs from base 11 to 586 and encodes 191 amino acids.
AAAGUUUAAAAUGUGGAGUAUAAAUUUAACAGUUCACAUUAUUCUUCUCGUCACAUUUUCCGUUUCUCACGUUGUUACUACCGCUGUAACGAAGGCUACUGGCGAGACUACUGUCAGGGGAGCAGGUCAGGAUUUGGGUGAUGUUUCUAGCUCGUUCUUCUAUGAAACAACAACAGCGACUAUCUGCGCAGAUGAUCCGAACAUAGGUUGCACUCAAUACAUCUCUUUGUGCUCCAACGCCAAAUAUUCUCCAUUUCUCCAGGAAUUCUGUCCGAUGACCUGUGGAUUUUGUGCUGAAGAAACAACAACAGCGUCAACUUGUGCAGAUGAUCCGAACACAGAUUGCACCCAAUAUACCUUUUUGUGCUCAAACGCCAAGUAUACUCCACUACUCCAGCAAUUCUGUGCAAAGACCUGUGGAUUCUGUGGUAGUGGAUCCACUGCUGCUCCAGUCGCAUGCGUCGAUACCUCAACCCAAUGUGCCUACUGGAAUAAAAACGGAUUCUGCUCAUCGAUAUACUAUGACUGUGCCACGAAGAAAGAAUUCUGUGCGAAGACGUGUAACUUUUGUUCGAUAACAUGCUGAUCGAUAUUCUUUCUUUUUUUUUAAAUCUCGGUUUCGACUUGUUUCUUACUCGAUAAAACAAUUUAACGUACAA